GGAGCGGCUCCUCAAGGGCUGCCAAGAGUCCCCCGGCCGGCCCCGGCUUCCCUUCACCCGGAGUGCUUGGAUGCUGUAUGGAGUAAAUGAGCGGAGGCAGAGCGAGCGCACAGAGGCUGAGAGGCGCUCGGAGACCGGGACCAGGGGAGACAGGCGGGCGGCUGGCUUCCCCCUCCGGGGCUGAAGAUGGAUUCCCGAGCCCUCGGGGGCUGCACUCUGCUGCUCUUCACUUUAUGGCAUCUGGGAUUAACUGCAACAAAUUAUAAUUGUGAUGAUGCAUUGGUAUCUCCCUUACCUUCAGCUGCCCUUACCAGUUCCUCUGAGCUCUUCAGUACUCACAGUCCCAGCUUUGCAAAACUCAACAGAAGAGAUGGAGCUGGUGGCUGGUCCCCGCUGGUGUCUAAUGAGCAGCAGUGGCUGCAGGUGGAUCUGGGAGACAGAGUGGAGGUGGUGGCGGUGGCCACGCAGGGCAGGUACGGCAGCUCGGACUGGGUCACCGCCUACGCGCUCAUGUUCAGCGACACCGGCCGCAACUGGAGGCAGUACCGACAGGACGACGCCGUCUGGGUUUUCACAGGGAACAGCAAUGCUGACAGUGUGGUGCACCACAAACUGCUGCACUCGGUGAAAGCUCGAUUCCUGCGCUUCAUCCCCCUGAGGUGGAACGUUGGUGGGCAGAUAGGACUGAGAGUUGAGGUCUUCGGCUGCUCUUACAAGUCAGAUAUUGCAGACUUUGAUGGCAGAAGUUCACUUCUCUACAGGUUCAAUCAGAAGCUUAUGAGCACAUUCAAAGAUGUAGUUUCCUUGAAGUUCAAGAGCAUGCAGGGGGAUGGAGUCUUAUUCCAUGGAGAAGGACAGCGUGGAGACUACAUAACCUUGGAACUGCAGAAAGGGAAGCUCUCCUUGCACCUCAACCUGGGGGACUCCAACCUGCACUUCAGUAACAGCCACACCUCUGUCACCUUGGGCAGCCUCCUGGAUGACCAGCACUGGCACUCAGUUCUCAUAGAACGCUUCAACAAGCAAGUGAACUUCACCGUGGACAAGCACACCCAGCACUUCCGCACAAAGGGGGAUUCAGAUCACUUGGAUAUUGAUUAUGAGCUCAGCUUUGGAGGGAUUCCUGUCCCAGGGAAGCCAGGAACCUUUCAGAGGAAAAACUUCCAUGGGUGCAUUGAGAACCUCUAUUACAACGGAGUCAAUAUAAUUGACCUGGCCAAAAGACGCAAACCUCAGAUCUAUACUGUGGGCAAUGUGACCUUUUCUUGCUCAGAACCACAGAUUGUUCCCAUCACCUUUGUGAGCGCCAGUCGAAGCUACUUGCAGCUGCCUGGCACUGCUCAAAUUGACGGUUUGUCAGUCAGCUUCCAGUUCCGAACGUGGAAUAAAGACGGCUUGCUUCUGUUCACCGAGCUGUCUGAAAACUCAGGACAUCUCUUGCUUUACCUCCAUGGUGGGAGAUUGAUGCUACUUAUUCAAAAGGAGACUGAGAACCCAGUGGAAAUCUCUGAAGGCACUAAUCUCCACGACGGGCUUUGGCAUUCUGUUAACAUCAAUGCCAGAAGGCACCGCAUUACCCUGACACUGGACAGCGACGCUGCCACUGCCAGCCAUGCAACCACUGUGUCCAGGAUCUACUCUGGGAACAGCUACUAUUUUGGAGGGUGCCCUGACAAUUUCACCGAUUCCCAGUGUUUAAAUCCCAUUACUGCUUUUCAAGGCUGUAUGAGGCUCAUCUUUAUUGAUAACCAGCCCAAGGACCUCAUUUUAGUUCAGCAAGGCUCCCUGGGGAAUUUCAGUGAUUUACACAUUGAUCUGUGUGGCAUCAAAGACAGAUGUUUACCCGACUACUGUGAACAUGGAGGAAAAUGCUCUCAGUCCUGGAGCACCUUUUACUGUGACUGUAACAAUACAGGCUACAUGGGAGCCACCUGUCACAACUCUGUCUAUGAGCAGUCCUGUGAGGCUUACCGACACCAAGGGAGGACAUCAGGUUUCUUCUACAUCGAUUCUGAUGGAAGUGGACCCCUGGGACCACUCCGUGUUUUUUGCAAUAUCACAGAAGAUAAGAUCUGGACUGAAGUGCAGCACAACAGCACGGGGCUGACCAGAGUGCAAGGAGCUGGUCCAGAGAAGCCCUACACCAUGUCCCUCAACUACAGCAGCAGUGCAGAGCAGCUGGAGGCUGUGAUCAGCAGUGCUGAGAACUGCGAGCAGGAGGUCGCCUACCACUGCAGGAGGUCACGGCUCCUCAACACCCCCAAUGGAAUGCCAUUUGCUUGGUGGGUUGGCCGUGCCAAUGAAAAGCACCUUUACUGGGGAGGAUCUCUUCCGGGCAUUCAGCAGUGUGCCUGUGGAUUGGAAGAAAGUUGUCUGGAUAUGAGAUAUUUUUGCAACUGUGACGCAGAUAGAGAAGAAUGGACGAAUGAUACUGGCCUCCUUGUUUUCAAAGACCAUUUGCCUGUAACUCAGAUUGUGAUCACUGACACAAACAGAUCAAAUUCUGAGGCUGCUUGGAAAAUCGGCCCUUUGCGUUGCUAUGGAGACAGGCAGUUCUGGAAUGCUGCUUCCUUCAACACGGAGGCCUCCUACCUGCACUUCCCCACGCUCCACGCCGAGGUCAGCGCGGACAUCUCCUUCUUCUUCAAAACCACCGCCCCGUCCGGGGUGUUCUUGGAAAACCUUGGCAUUAAAGACUUCAUACGAAUUGAAAUAAGCUCCCCCAAGGAGAUCACCUUCUCCAUAGACGUGGGGAAUGGCCCCGCAGAAGCCACCGUGCAGUCUCCCACAGCCCUCAAUGACAACCAGUGGCACUACGUGUGCGCAGAGAGGAACCUCAAGCAAACCUCUCUGCAGGUGGACAACCUCCCCAAGAAGGUCCUGGAGGCCCCAGCUGAGGGACACUUCCGCCUGCAGCUCAACAGCCAGUUAUUUGUAGGGGGAACAGCUUCCAGACAGAAGGGCUUUUUGGGAUGUAUUCGAUCUCUGCAUUUAAAUGGACAGAAACUUGACCUCGAGGAGAGAGCUAAAAUGACACCGGGUGUAAGACCUGGAUGCCCAGGACAUUGCAGCAGUUAUGGGAACCUGUGCCAUAACGGAGGAAGAUGUGUGGAAAAGUAUAAUGGUUACUUCUGUGACUGCACCAACUCAGCCUAUGAAGGACCUUUCUGCAAGGAGGAGGUGUCUGCAUUAUUUGAAGCUGGCACUUCUGUUACCUAUACUUUCCAAGAACCUUACCCUGUCACAAAGAAUGCAAGCACCCCAAGCUCUGCCAUUUAUGUGGAUGCUGUUGUGUCCAAGGAGAAUAUUGCGUUCAGCUUUCUCACAGCACACACUCCAAGCCUUCUGCUGUACAUCAACACCUACUUCCAUGAAUAUUUGGCUGUGAUUCUCUCCAAGAAUGGAAGUUUACAGGUCCGAUACAAGCUGAGUAAGGAUGGGCUCCUCAUUUUCACCAUUGACUCUGGAAAUUUUGCCAACCGAGAGCUGCACCGUGUGAAGAUUAACAGGGAAGGCAGAGAGCUCGUCAUUCAGGUUGAUCAAGUUCUCAAACUCAAACACAACUUUUCUGAGAUUGAUUUCAAGGCCAUUAAGUCACUCACCUUGGGCAAGGUCACAGACAGUUUGUCCCUGGACCCUGAAGUCUCCAAGGCAAAUGCCUAUGGUUUCACUGGCUGCCUGUCCUCUGUGCAGUACAACCACAUCUCUCCCCUGAAGGCUGCCUUGCGCCACCCCAGCGUUGCUCCCGUGACUGUCCAAGGCUCCCUGACAGAAUCCAGCUGUGCAUCCAUGAUGGAAGCUGAUGUGAACACAGCAACCACAAUAUAUUCCUCAUCAGAUCCUUUUGGGAAGACAGAUGAAAGAGAACCUCUCACCAAUGCAGUCAGAAGUGAUUCAGCUGUGAUUGGAGGAGUAAUAGCAGUUGUGAUAUUCAUCAUCUUUUGCAUCAUUGCCAUCAUGAGCAGAUUCCUCUAUCAACACAAACAAGCACAUCGAAAUAGCCAGAAAAAGGAGAAGGAAUACCCAGAAAACCUUGAGAGCUCCUUUAAAGCUGACAUUGACUUGCAAAACACAGUGAGCGAGUGCAAACGGGAAUAUUUUAUCUGAUGGACAAUGCAAUUUCUUCUUACUCUUCCUCCCCUAACCUCCCUUUCUUUAUUCCUUUCUCCCUUCCUUUUUUCUUUUUGAUUUUUUCUUUCUUUUUGGAUGUUUUUUUCUUUUUUAAAACUCAUUUUUUGCUAGCUUCUUUUUCAUUUGGAGAAGACCGCCCUGCACAGGAAACACUGAGAACAAUCACAGUGCCUCAUUCUCUGCACAGAGCCUGGCAGUCACAGUUUACUUCUGCAGCUCAAGAGAUCUGUUACCCCAUCCUACACAAAAUAAGAUCCACAUGCACACCUGGUUUCUGCUGUCAGUUCUUGGAUGUUUCAAAACCGCUACAUUUAUUUAUUGUUAUUUUUUUUCUCUGGAGACGUUUAAGUCAUUGCUUUUACACUAGAGCUGGACUAUGUAAAGUACAGGUAAAGUAGUUGAACACAUAGCUCUGCAGAUACUGGGACAGGAUAGAGGGAAAGAAUGAGAUCAAAACAGCUGAUUUAUUUCAUGGGCUCAUUUACAACAGUCAUAAAGAACCAGCCAAAUUCUCAAAUGUUAUUAAUUGAUAUAUUGUCUAUUGAUUUAAAUGGUGUUAAAUUAAUUUGUACCAGUUGAAAAGCUGGUAUGGCAUAAAGGAAAAUAAAACUGUCCUCAUUAAGCUCCUUCCCCCAA
Molecule: messenger RNA, 4767 nt
Organism: Melozone crissalis (California towhee)
Lineage: Eukaryota; Metazoa; Chordata; Aves; Passeriformes; Passerellidae
Gene: CNTNAP5
Product: contactin associated protein family member 5
Exons: 24
Coding region: 187-4107 (1306 amino acids)
Source: RefSeq, a predicted model, not a curated record